AAUUCCACACAUGCGCACACACAGGUUUUAUGUUUUAAAGUAUGAGAGAGCAGAGUCACCAGACCAGAAAAACAAGGUUCAGAAGUGGGAAAGGCUGGCAAGGAUUUCUAAGCAGGAAGUUCCUUAUCAGGGAGCAGGCUGCUGGCAUUAGUUCAGAAACCUGAGGAUCUGCUAGCCCGCCAGCUCCUGCACCUUUGCACUGAGGUGUGUGUACCCAGUGGGAGAAAGGCAUUCGGGAGCUCAACUGCUUCCUCUCACACACAACUCCUGCACACACACAGAGAGGCACACAAAAGCAGAGUUGGCAUGGUGAGCUAGCUCAAAUGUGAAUACAGACAGGCCAGUAGUUCUGCAGCCUGUUACGGGGCAACCAGCACAGACCAGACUCAAAGCAGCAAGAAGUCUGUAUCCUUCAGAAGUGCUUCACCUGGGCUGGGGAACCACUGCCCGAGCUCGCGUUCCAGCUUGCAGAGUUAUUCAUGAAGAAGGCUCUGAUCUUUUGGACCAUAUGCUCGCUGUUGGCAUUAUAGACAAUCCAUGCUCCUCUCAGCAAGAGAAGUUCAUUGGCCUCUACCUUGGCCUAAUGCCGAUCCAGAGCCAAACCCCUGAUGGUCAGCUUACGUCCAGUUAGUGUAAGCAAGAAAAUCUCUAGUCCUCACUCAUUAACUCACUGAUACAUACUGCAUCCAUGCCUGGGACAGCCUUUGAAACCCGUGUCAAAGCUGGAAGCCCCUGGGUUGUGGCAUGGAUCCUGCAUUUUAGUAAUAGCUCCUUUGUUCCCCUAGGCUGUCUGACUGCAGAGAGAUUACCACUUCUGCUUCUCAAAAAUGCGGAGUUUUUUUCUACAAACUUCGAGAACAUCCUGAAGUGGGAAACUGAAGGCGAGAUACCUCCAGGCACAGUGUACAAUGUCCAGUAUAAAGAGUACGUGGAGAAAAAAUGGCUUAACAAAACCGAGUGCCAGAACAUCUCACAGCGCUUUUGUAACCUCACGCAUGAGACAGAAAACUUCACUGAGUACUACUACGCCAGAGUGCAGGCCAUGGCGCCGAAUGGCUACUCCUCGGACUGGGUCUGCUCCCAGAGAUUUAAACCCAAACAGCAUACUAAUAUUGGGGCACCAGAGGUGAAGUAUAUUCCUAAUGUUCGAUCCAUAAAGUUUCUCAUUCAGCCUCCCUACACACCACUCAAAGAUGAAGAUGACCACCAGCUAAAUGUUGAGGACAUCUAUAGCACUGUUGAGUACCAUAUGACAAUUUUCAGCCAAAGCACCCAACAAGAGCAGUGGACAAAGACUGAAUACAACAAAGAAUUUGAAGUUUCCCACUUGGAACCAGACACUGGAUAUAAUGGGACAAUAUAUAUCCAGCACUUGCAGAAAAAGAGCAAAGCCCAAGUGUUUGAGGCUAGAACACUGCCAGAUAAUACCUGGCUGCUCUUCUGUUUUGGAUCACUUAUAUUCACUGCUGGACUGCUGUUUGCUGCAACAUGUUAUGUGAUGUAUAUAUAUGUGAAACAACGCACUGCACAUCCAAAGUCUUUGGAUUUCAAAGGGAUUCUACCCUUCCAGCCUCUCUCAGUCACAGUGGAGCAUAUUUCAUGCAAACCUGCUUUGCUCACCUCAAAUGUGCCAUUACCAAGCAUUAGCCAGUGUCUGGAGCAGCCACAUUCAUUUGGUUCACCAGAAACUACCUAUCAACAGCAAGCCAAAAUGUCAGCAUCCCAGCCCAUUGCUCAGCUGCCUGACUGGGCCGGGGAUUUUCCUUCCAAGAGAGUAACCGAGGACAACUUACCAUGUAAAACAAAGAACAAACCUCUGGCCCUGACCUAUGGGGUCUGCCUUGAAGACACAAACCAGACAGUGAAGGAUGUUUCCCCUGAGAGGUUUGUCUGUGGCAAAUUUAUACUCCAGACUCCAAGCAGAACAUCAUCUAAAGAAACCUACAGGGAGAAGAGCCCAGAGCUGGUGGAGAAAACAUUAUGGGAGAGCAAUGAUAUAAGGGGACCAGCAUUCUUGCUGGGAAGCACAGGGCAAGCCCAGCAGCUUCAAUUCCAGAUGAACAGGGAGGAAGCUGAGCUGUAUGCGCCUCAACUACCUUUGUCUUUGCUGGAAGGAGGAGGAGGUUACAGACAGCAGACUGUGGAACUGCUGCCGUUACUGUCCUCCAUGACAAUGGACACAAACUCUGUCCCAGAAACUGGAUCUCUGGUGCCUUUACCCUCACCCUUUCCCCUUUCAGUUGGUACCUGUGACGAUCUCCCUGGAGAAGACAGCACACCGCGCAAGAUGCUAUUAGAUUCAUUGUCACAUUCAGAAGACAAACUGCCGCCCCCAGACUUUCAAACAACAUAUGUGCUAAGAACAGCAAAACAGUCAGGCGGCACAGACCUGAGCAGCACUGUGACUCAGGCCUCUGGCUCAGCCCAGGACAGUGACAUGUCCCUCACUAUGUUCUUCAGAGACUUGGAUUUAAAGCUACAGUGGGAGUGUGCAUUGGAUGAAAACACACUGGUGUAUUAGCAAAGUGAUGAAUGAUAUAUCUAAGAGUUAGAUUCUGCCAACCUUAUUUACAAUAGUGUGUCUUUUUCUGCACACAGUACCACUGAAAUAAAUAUAACUGUGGAGUAAGGCACUGGUCAGCAUGAAUCUGUCACCAAGUUUCCACAGCGUGCUCAUUAUUAUGCUAUUAUAGGCAUAUGUUUCUUUAAUGUCAUUGCUUCCAGGAACUCUCCAUUAUGUUUGCACUUCAAUAAUACCUCUGUAUUUUUUAGACAUUUCCAGAUUCAAAUUCAGCCCACUUUAAAACCCGCAACAGGGCUGAAACUCCAACCCCAGACUCAGCAGUCUCAAAAAAUGAGGGGAGUUUGGAGCAGAAUCCACUUUGCAGAGUUGAGUCCUGUCUUUCAGCACCAAGCCCCAGAUCUACAUAUGCCCAAACCUUGAGGAGAUUCAGAUGUAAAGGAGUGCAAGGCUCAAAACAAGCCUUGUUCAGAUGGGCUCUCAUGCUCCAUCAUUUUCUCAGAUGCUGAUAAGGGACAUAACAGUUUUAGAGCAUGCAGAUGGCUACUAUCCAAGGGGGAUUGACCAGAGCAUCUUGUGCAACCUCACAUAAGAACAAUGGCUAGUCUAAGGUACGGUUGGCUAGGGUCAGCGUAACAUCAGUUUAAUACCUAGCACAUUGUCCUCCCUCCUGAACCUGUAGAAGUGACUUAAUUAUCUGGUGUAUAUUCUCCAAAUUCAACGUUUGUGCCUUAAAUGAGGACUGACCAGUGAAGACUAACUAAAGAAAGCAGGCAUCACAGGGAUGGUUGCUACUGCUGUACUGCUGGUUUGUUGCAACUGUUUCUAUCAAUACUUGUACAUAAACAUUUGCAAGAGGAUACUCCAAUUAGUCUGUGUACAAUCCAACCCCUUAUCUCCAGCCAGCAUCCUUUCUUCUUUCAGUAGAUUUUUCCUGUUGUGUUUCCUUGCACUUCUCACUGGCCUGGGAAAUGAAGUGAGGAGCUAAUAAUCAGUAGUAUUAAGAACUGGAGCUUAGAAUAAUACUGCACUGCACUUGUGCCUCUCUUGUACAAUAUAAACGUUUUUUAUGUUUUGUUCCUUUUAUCAAGUAAAUUAAGAUUACUAAUUUUCAUAA
This is a messenger RNA of Gavialis gangeticus (Gharial), 3638 nucleotides long. RefSeq names its product interleukin 22 receptor subunit alpha 1 (gene IL22RA1). The transcript has 7 exons. The record is from RefSeq and is a predicted model, not a curated record. The coding region runs from base 689 to 2521 and encodes 610 amino acids. Gene Ontology annotation, molecular function: protein binding. Lineage: Eukaryota; Metazoa; Chordata; Crocodylia; Gavialidae.